This is a messenger RNA of Aspergillus nomiae NRRL 13137, 1674 nucleotides long. Its product is annotated as 3-isopropylmalate dehydrogenase. Gene Ontology annotation, biological process: L-leucine biosynthetic process. The transcript has 4 exons. Bases 1 to 1674 code for a protein of 557 amino acids. The record is from RefSeq and is a predicted model, not a curated record. NCBI's taxonomy places the organism in Eukaryota, Fungi, Ascomycota, Eurotiomycetes, Eurotiales, Aspergillaceae. Gene Ontology annotation, cellular component: cytosol. Gene Ontology annotation, molecular function: NAD binding; 3-isopropylmalate dehydrogenase activity; magnesium ion binding.
AUGACUAAAGCAAAGACCUACAACAUCCUCGUCCUCCCCGGCGACGGCAUCGGCCCUGAAAUAAUGGCCGAGGCCACCAAGGUGCUCUCCGCCUUCAACACAUCCACUGUGCAGUUCGACACCCGCUCCGAACUCAUCGGCGGGUGUAGCAUCGAUCGCCACGGCAAGUCGAUCACGGAUGAGGUCAAGCAAGCAGCUCUCGCCUCGGACGCGGUGCUGUUCGCUGCCGUGGGCGGUCCGAAAUGGGAUAAUAUGCGGAGGGGGCUGGAUGGACCGGAGGGCGGGUUGCUACAGCUGCGGAAGGCGAUGGACAUCUAUGCGAAUUUGAGGCCCUGCUCGGCGGAUUCGCCGAGUAGGAGUGUUGCGAGGGAGUUUAGUCCGUUUCGACAGGAGAUCAUUGAGGGGGUGGACUUCGUGGUUGUGAGGGAGAACUGUGGAGGGGCGUAUUUUGGUAGGAAGGUGGAAGAAGAUGAAUAUGCAAUGGACGAAUGGGCCUACUCUACCUCCGAAAUCCAACGCAUCACCCGUCUCUCUGCUGAGCUGGCUUUGCGCCACGAUCCCCCAUGGCCCGUCAUCUCGCUGGACAAGGCUAACGUGCUCGCGUCCUCACGGCUCUGGCGCCGCGUCGUCGAAAAGACCAUGGCAGAGGAGUACCCGCAGGUGAAACUGGUGCAUCAGCUGGCGGACUCGGCGUCGUUGAUUCUGGCGACGAACCCGCGCGUGCUGAACGGCGUGAUUCUGGCCGAUAAUACCUUCGGUGAUAUGAUUUCUGACCAGGCGGGCUCGAUAGUGGGAACAUUGGGCGUGUUGCCGAGUGCAAGCUUGGAUGGGCUGCCGUCUGAGACCCGGAGGAGGACCAAUGGGUUGUAUGAACCUACACAUGGGUCGGCGCCGACCAUCGCCGGCAAGAACAUCGCCAACCCCGUGGCUAUGAUUCUCUGCGUGGCGCUGAUGUUCCGGUACUCUCUGGAUAUGGAACGUGAAGCACAGCAGAUCGAAGAGGCUGUGCGAACCGUUCUAGACUCCGGUAUCCGCACGCCAGAUUUGGGUGGAAAGGCUGGGACGACGGAAGUGGGUGAUGCGAUUGUAGCUGUGCUGCGCGGGGAGAAACUCUGGAGUAUUGACAAUUGUCUCACCUUGGACGGAAGAGCCAGUACAAUGUCGGCCACAGAUCCCUGCUUGAGUCCAGGCUCCUGCGCAAUGCGCCUGCAGAACCUAGAUAGUCUCUCAUCGGCCUCAAAAUCCGCCCUCCUACGAUCAAUCGCAGACGAUAUUUCGGCCGUUUUCAUCUGCAUCUCCAAACAACUUUCGUGCGGCACGCUGAGCGCUAGACAUACCAGGCCCAUUCAAGACUUCAUCACCACCAUUAAAAACACUGAGCGAUUGGAACAACAAAGGCUGCAGCAAGACUUAGGACGCUACCGUCAACGCGAACGACGGUGGCGGGCGGAGAGGAAGUGGAUGCACCGCAAAGUUGAGGGCCUGGUAAAACACUCCGAAGAAAUCCACAAGCAAUGGAAGGUGCGAUUGGAGAGGGUGAAAGGUAAUGUCAAUGGUGCGACAAGGGAGUUGGCGGCACAGAAGUGGACGUAUGAGUUGUCUCGGUCACAGGCGGAGAGAGAAAAGAUGUUGGGAAGAGACCUAAAUGCGACUCCGGCCGAAACUCAUCGGUAA